UUCCGUAUCAUUAAACCUAAGAGAGUGUUCUUCAUGGCUGUUGAUGGUGUGGCUCCUCGGGCAAAAAUGAAUCAACAAAGAGGACGUCGUUUUCGGUCUGCUAAAGAGGCAGAAGACAAAAUUCGUAAAGCUUUGGAAAAGGGCCAAGUUCUACCGGAAGAAGAAAGAUUUGAUUCCAAUUGUAUUACCCCUGGUACUCCUUUUAUGGUAAGACUCCAUGAGCAAUUGAAGUUUUUUGUUAGUUACAAGAUUUCUACUGAUCCUGCUUGGCAAGGAUUAAGAGUAUAUCUGUCUGGACAUGAGACACCUGGUGAGGGUGAGCAUAAAAUCAUGGAGUUCAUCAGGUCUGAGAGAGUGAACCCUGACUAUGAUCCCAACACAAGGCAUUGUCUAUAUGGCCUAGAUGCUGACCUGGUGAGUAAAUCAAGUUAA
This is a messenger RNA of Stylophora pistillata, 432 nucleotides long. RefSeq names its product 5'-3' exoribonuclease 1. Gene Ontology annotation, molecular function: RNA binding; 5'-3' RNA exonuclease activity. Gene Ontology annotation, cellular component: nucleus. The record is from RefSeq and is a predicted model, not a curated record. Gene Ontology annotation, biological process: nuclear-transcribed mRNA catabolic process; rRNA catabolic process. Lineage: Eukaryota; Metazoa; Cnidaria; Anthozoa; Scleractinia; Pocilloporidae.